Messenger RNA from Bacidia gigantensis, 1464 nucleotides. RefSeq lists its product as uncharacterized. The transcript has a single exon. NCBI's taxonomy places the organism in Eukaryota, Fungi, Ascomycota, Lecanoromycetes, Lecanorales, Ramalinaceae. Gene Ontology annotation, molecular function: sphingomyelin phosphodiesterase activity. The record is from RefSeq and is a predicted model, not a curated record. The coding region runs from base 1 to 1464 and encodes 487 amino acids. Gene Ontology annotation, cellular component: cytoplasm.
AUGAUUACUAUGCAGGAAAGCGUGAGGAGCACUUCUGCAGCUAACCGGGCUGAUAUUUACUUUUCAAAUCCGCCUUCUAUCGAGGUAAUAACAUACAAUGUCUUUGGCCUGAGAGUCAUAUCGAAGUACAGGCGCGAGCGCUGCCAGGAGAUCGGACACGUCCUUGCUUCCCGUUUUCCCCCAGCAGAUAUCGUAGCUCUCCAAGAAUGCUGGACUCAGGAGGAUUAUCAGUCUAUCCAUUCCCAGACGAAGGAAGUUCUCCCAUACGCGAAGUACUACUUCAGUGGCAUCUUCGGCGGCGGCCUGGCCAUUCUGUCCAGAUGGCCGAUUGAGGAGUCCAGCAUGUUCAGAUAUCCACUCAACGGGCGACCUACCGCAUUCUGGAGAGGGGACUGGUAUGUAGGCAAAGGCGUGGCUUCUGCACGAAUCCGGAUCGGUCCCCAACCGAAAGAUAUCGUGGAGGUCUUCUGCACGCAUUUACAUGCGCCCUACGAAAGCGAACCUCAUGACUCCUACAUCUGUCAUCGAACAGCUCAGGCAUGGGAGAUUGCCAAGCUGAUGCGUGGAGCUGCUGAAAGGGGUCAUCUGGUCUUAGGACUUGGAGACUUUAACAUGCUGCCAUCGUCAUUUGCUCAUCGCUUAAUAGAGGCACAUGCGCCCGUGAAGGAUGCGUGGAGAUUGCUUCAUCCAGAGUCUUCAUUAGGUCCAGUAAAUCACCCAGAAGAGAAGCAGCGAGGGCGAAAAAUGCCCACCGCGGCAUUCAAUCUAUCGGAAAACGGGACUGCGAGUGAUGGCAUCACCAACACGUGGCGAUGGUCGAAGCAAGAGCAACAAAAGCUCUUCAAAGGCCAUAGACCUGCGGUCGACGAUACAUGGCCCGACCCAAAGGCCAAGCGCCUUGAUUACAUUUUCGUCGGUAGCCAGCCUCCACCCGAUACCUUGCACGGGCACAAAUGGGGAGUACUGGAUAUCAAGGUCGGCAUGACGGAGCGCCAUCCGGCCCUUGGCUGUUCUCUGAGCGAUCACUUUUCUGUUGAGGCAACCUUGGGUCGCCGAGAGGCUGAAGAAUCAGCUGCAAGUGAACAACCCAGCGCUACUAAACUUGAUCCGUCCUUUUACGACACCAUACUCUCAAUGAUAUCUACGUACCACACACGUGAGCUGAAGCAACGACGUUGGCGCUUGAGGCACUUUGGUCUAUCUGUCGUCACUUCCCUUAGCUGCCUAAUUGCAAUUUGGUGGUCACCCAGGAAUUUUGUUUCCUUCCUGUUGAUGAUUCUCAGUACAUUCGGACUGGGUGCCGGUAUUGUUGACGGUUUGAUUGGUGGUCUCUUCGUAGGCUCUGAGAUACGGGCUCUCAAGGAGUUUCAGUGGGAGAUCACGAAUGCUAAGGCUACGCGGAGCAAAAGUGGCGAAGGCAAACACUUUCACUCGGAUCAAAACCAAGUCACGAAGGAAGGCUGA